Molecule: messenger RNA, 2128 nt
Organism: Microstroma glucosiphilum
Lineage: Eukaryota; Fungi; Basidiomycota; Exobasidiomycetes; Microstromatales; Microstromataceae
Product: SET domain-containing protein
Exons: 2
Coding region: 164-2023 (619 amino acids)
Biological process (GO): peptidyl-lysine monomethylation
Cellular component (GO): nucleus
Molecular function (GO): protein-lysine N-methyltransferase activity; protein binding
Source: RefSeq, a predicted model, not a curated record
CGGAAAGGAGCCGAGGGGUGAAGCCUGGUUGCGCGCCAAAUUUGGUCUCAGUCCGUUGGUGUGUGGCUGCACUUCUUCCUGUCCGGGGGAGGGAAGGACCCUGCCUCUCCUUUACAUUCUUGUCACAAGUCCAUUACAGUUCAGUAGUGGAAGAAGAGCCAGGAUGUCGCCUUCUCUACCGCAUACAUUCGGAGAUGAGGCGUCUGUACCGCCUCCCGGGUCUGGUCUCCAAGCCGAGCUGAUCCAAGACGGAGCAACGCGAGCUUUCCUCGCUUCCUUCCUCCAGGCCGGUGGGACAUUCUCUCCCCUCAUCUCUCUGACAAGCCUUGAAUCUCAGGGCAACUGUUGUGUCGCGAACAACGACAUAGAAGAAGGAAAGGAGCUCUUCAGCAUACCAAGAGAAAUCCUCUUCAACACAACCACUUGCGAGCUAGGCAAUCUGUGUAGGCAGCAGGAGAGAGGUACAGGAAGCGAGGGUGCGGCCCAGGAGGGCGGCGAUGAGGCCAAGGGAGACAAUGAUAUGUCCCUCGAUGAGCCCGAGAGCCAGCAGACUUGGCGGACAGAGGGUUCAAAGAGAUGGGAAGAGCUCACAGGGUGGACGCCCCUGAUCCUCUCUCUCAUGUGGGCCUCCGUCCAGAUCUCUUCCUCCUCCUCCUCCAACGCGAGCUCCUCGAAAUCUUCCACCAACGCACUUUGGGCCUCUUACUUCUCCGUGAUGCCAACCGACUUCUCUCACCUGCCCAUGUUCUGGCCUCAGCAAGACUUGGCUGAGCUGCAGGGCACGAGUAUUCCGGAGCGGAUAGGCAAAGAUGAGGCGGAUGAAGAGUAUCGCGCUAAUGUGAUACCCUUCAUCAAAGCCAGACCUGGAAUCUUCUUUCCUGGCGGAGACGCUUACACCGAGGCGCAGGUGGAUGGCGAACUCCAAAAGCUCUACAGCUUAGAGCGCUUCCACAUUCAAGGGUCGAGAAUCCUCAGCCGGAGCUUCCAUGUCAAGCGCGAAGGAACCAAGGAGGUCAAUGAGGGCAGGAUGGUCGAUAUGGACGAGAGCGCCGAAGCGGGUGCGGGAGACUCGGAGGAUAGUGAUGACGAAGAUGACGAGGAGGAAAAAGAAGACACUGGGGACAUCUCCAUGGUCCCCAUGGCAGACAUGCUGAAUGCGUCGUACGACUCUGAGAAUGCUCGACUGUUCUAUACCCCUACCUCACUCUCUAUGAGAGCAGUCUGCUCGAUCAAGCGCGGCGAGCAGAUCUUGAAUACCUAUGGCGACCCUCCGAACUCGGAUCUCCUCAGGCGUUACGGACAUGUAGAUUUGAUCAAUGGAGCAGACGAAAUUGAGCUGAGUGCCAAGCUGCUGGUUGAGGGUGCUCUCAAACUACAAAGCAACGACCAGUCAACACCGCUAGAGACGCGCAGGCAAGCAUUGACGAAGCGUGUGGAGCACUGCAUAGCCAAUGCCGGCCUAGAAGAGUCCUACGUCCUCUCGUACGUCUUUCCGCCUACCCCACGCGGGCCGCUCCCGAGUCAAAUCGAAGCUCUAUCGGACGAGGACCUCUCCACUGCCAUUGAGGAGGGUCGCUGCAACUUCUUCGAGGACGAGGAGCUCCAGUCGCUCUGCCGCUCCCUCUUGAUGGACGACGACGAGUGGUGCGCAAAGUACGAAGAGAAGGGCAAAGUGCCCAAGGGCAAGAUGAGCCUGGACGUUGCGGAGCUCUUGCGCGUUUCCUGUGAUUUGCGAGAGGAAAUGUACCCCUCUGCUACUACUUCGAGUCAGAAAGGAGAGGCUCCUGCAUCGCUCAAUGCGAGGAAUGCACGUGUGGUGCGCGAGGGAGAGAAGCAAGUCUUGCGGGAGAAUAGGCAGGUGCUGGAGAGGUGGAUGGCCAUGCAGCUUCAGCGCAAAGAGGUCAAGGCAAGCGGCGGUGGAAAGGAUGGUAAGAAGAGGAAGGAGAAGAGUAGUGUCAGUGGGAGUGGAAAUGGAAACAAGAGAUCUGGAGAGGAAGAUGCGGGGAAGAGGAGGAAGCGGUAGAAUAGAGUAGACUGCAUCGCAGACAAGGAAGGCGCGACUUACACACAUUUGUACAAUAGGCUAAUCUAAACACAUCCCAUCCAAGUCAUGACACUCGCUCGCUGG